AUGGACUCGGCCCACCGAGCCGCCCUGCUCGCGGCCUCCUGCCUCCACACGCCGGUAGACCCGCGCACCAGGGCACCGGUCGCGCUUUACGAGAGGGAGACCGGAAGGGCCGCGCCGGGGGGCGGUGAGCGGCAGGAUAGUUUGAGUCCUGAGAGACAGCAGCGUUCUACUGGGCAUGCCGAUUGCAGAGACUGGAUAGACCUCUCCAAAAUGUACCUUUCAAAUCAAGAAUAUUAUUUAAAGCUGGAAGAGCUUAAGUACGCUCACCUGGAGACCAUGGCAAAAUUGGAAAACAUGUAUCGGAAUAAACUGUAUCUAAAAGAUGUUCAACCUUUAACAAAUGAGGAUGUGACCCAUAGUAUGAAUGACAGAUCUUGGGAGCCAAGCCCUUUUCAACCUCAGAAUAUGUGUAAAUCAUUUUCUGAGCCUGAUUUGAACAAUUCUUUUCAUUCAGAUUUAUCUCAUAUAUCUGAUAAAGCAUUAGAGUUAGAAGAAAAUGACAUUGAAGACAGAUCACUAACAUUUGGUAAGGAGCAAGCUGAAAAUUCAUGGGAUGGGUCGUCUUUGGAGGACUAUUCUCACUGCAACCAAAGUAUUUUAUCCAAAUUACAGACUUUGAGGAAGAGCAGGAGGAAGAAAAAAAAGUGGUCCCCAAAGAUCACAAUACCUGAGCCUUUUCAGAUGACUAUCAGAGAAGCUAAGAUAAAACAACUGAACAUAAAGUCAAAGUCACUGAUUGAACUGGAAAAUAACUUGCUGAAGAAAGAAUUGGAGGAGGAAGCAGAAUGUCAAAAGAAAUUCCGAGCCAAUCCAGUGCCUGCUUAUGUCUUUGUCCCUCUCUAUCAUGAUAUUAUGCAGCAAAAUGAAGAACGUAGAAAGUCACUAAGAGAGAGGAGGCAAGCGGUCCUUCUAGCCACACAAAAGCCAUUUCAGUUUAUUGAGCGGGAAGCACAAAAGAAAGAAAUGAAGAAAAUGCAGUUGAAGGACGUUUCUUCACCAGAAAAGAAAGCAAAAGUAUUCAGAGCAAAGCCAGUUCCUAAAUUUGUUUAUAGUUCAGAAAUUAAUGAGAAGCUAAAGGAAGAAGAGCUUUAUAGAGAUAUUAGAAUUCAGAUGAGAUCAGAAGAGCUUCUGCGCAAUUCGUCUCUCCCUAACAGCAGGUUAGGAAACAGAGGCAUUAAUAAGAAUGGGCAGCAAAAUCAUCUUGAGCUUACUAAAGGAGUGGAACACAAACCAAAGACAAAAGCCAAGGUCCCAGAUUUUGAAAUUUUACAUCAAAAAUUCCUGAAGCGGCUUAAGAGACAGAAGAAUGUGAAACACAUUACAGCCUGUGAACCCUUCAAUCUCUGUACACCAAAUAUAGCAUCCAACAAAGAGAAAAUUCUUGAGGACAUUCAAAUGGAUGAAGAACAAUUAAAGGAAACACGCUGGCCCUAUGCUUCUUCAAGAGCCAAGCCUCAAAUGAGGUCUUUGAAUGCAAAUUCAUCUCCUUCAGGCUGUGAAGAAUCUGUAUCUCCAAGAAUUACAGAAUCUACAAGACGACGACUACAAGCAGUCAGGAAACAUGAAAAGCAGAGAAUGAAAGAAUAUCUCCAGGAGCUGGAAGAAAUGGAAGAAAGGGUGCAAAAGAGGCCACUGUUGUUGGAACAAGCUACACAGAAAAAUGCACGCAUAGCAGCUGAGAAGCAUUACUCUGAUAUUCUUCGAGAGCUGGGACUAUGUGAAGAGUUUGUUUCAAAGAAAGGUGAAACAGCUACAGAGAUGCUUUUGCAGGACCAUUCCAGUGGAGGCUCUGACAUUUUGACAGCAGACGGCGAAAGUGAUCAUGAAAAUGAAGCGGGAGAUAGAGAAUCUGAGAGAGAAUGGGAGAGGUCACAACUCCAUUCUGCCCAGUCCUGUGGAGAGGAGGAGGAUGAUGAUGAGGAGAAUGUGGAAGCCUCUGAAGAGGAGGUGGACAUGGAGACUCAGCCAGAUCACGAUGGCCAGGAUGCUCCUGAGUAUGACAGUGAAAACAAUGAACAAAGUGCCACAGAAAAAUCCAGUGAUGAUGAAGGCUAAUUGAAAUACAUGGCUGCUUCCAUGUUGCGUGGGUUUUGGUGUUUUGAAUUUAUUCUGUUGCUCCAAAUAAUAUAAGAGAGGGGUCAAAUGGGGCAACUGG
Molecule: messenger RNA, 2155 nt
Organism: Lacerta agilis (Sand lizard)
Lineage: Eukaryota; Metazoa; Chordata; Lepidosauria; Squamata; Lacertidae
Product: protein FAM161A-like
Exons: 6
Coding region: 1-2055 (684 amino acids)
Biological process (GO): cilium organization
Cellular component (GO): ciliary basal body; photoreceptor connecting cilium; cilium
Source: RefSeq, a predicted model, not a curated record